Emys orbicularis (European pond turtle) is the source of this 1347-nucleotide messenger RNA. RefSeq names its product sorting nexin 8 (gene SNX8). Gene Ontology annotation, molecular function: phosphatidylinositol binding. The record is from RefSeq and is a predicted model, not a curated record. Bases 1 to 1347 code for a protein of 448 amino acids. Gene Ontology annotation, cellular component: early endosome membrane. The transcript is spliced from 11 exons. NCBI's taxonomy places the organism in Eukaryota, Metazoa, Chordata, Testudines, Emydidae. Gene Ontology annotation, biological process: intracellular protein transport; early endosome to Golgi transport.
AUGACCGCUGGCGAGAUGGACGGGGAGGUGCCCGCAGGCUCGGGGGGAGCCGGCACAGACUUGGCAAAGCCUCCAGUAAUUGAGCCAAAGGAUCCGGAACAGCUGCUAAUGCAGACGCCCCAGGGAAACCCGCUGCUGCUCUCCCACACCCUACAAGAGCUGUUGAGCAAGGACACUGUGCAGGUGGAGCUUAUACCUGAGAAGAAGGGCCUCUUUCUGAAACACGUGGAGUAUGAAGUUUCCAGCAAGCGCUUCAAGUGCUCUGUGUACAGGCGAUACAAUGACUUCGUGGUAUUCCAUGAGAUGCUGCUUCAGAAGUUCCCAUAUCGUAUGGUGCCUGCACUUCCUCCAAAGAGAAUGCUAGGAGCUGACCGAGAAUUCAUAGAGUCUAGGCGGCGGGCUCUGAAGCGUUUCAUUAAUCUGGUGGCUCGACAUCCCCCUUUCUCAGAAGAUGUGCUCCUGAAGCUCUUUCUCUCCUUUAGUGGCUCGGAUGUGCAGAACAAGCUGAGGGAGUUGGUCCAAGGAGUGGGAGACGAGUUCAUGACUUGCCAACUAGCCCCCCGGGCCAAGGACUUCCUCCCAGCCGACAUCCAGGCCCAGUUUGCUGCCAGUCGAGAGCUUAUCCGAAACAUCUACAACAGCUUCUACAAACUGCGGGACCGUGCAGAAAGAAUAGCUUCCCGAGCCAUUGAUAAUGCCUCAGAUCUUCUCAUAUUUGGAAAGGAACUAAGUGCUUUGGGCUCAGACACGACACCACUUCCCUCCUGGGCUGCUCUGAACAAUAGCACGUGGGGGACUCUGAAACAGGCCUUGAAAGGCUUGUCUGUCGAAUUUGCGCUGUUGGCCGAUAAGGCUGUACAGCAGGGAAAACAGGAAGAGAGUGAUGUGGUGGAGAAGCUGAACCUUUUCCUGGAUUUACUCCAGUCCUAUAAAGAUCUAUGUGAGAGGCAUGAGAAGGGAGUACUGCACAAACACCAGCGAGCUUUGCACAAGUACAGCAUGAUGAAGAAGCAGAUGAUGAGUGCCACUGUGCAGAACAAGGAGCCAGAGUCCGUGGAACAGCUGGAGUCACGAAUUGUGGAGCAAGAGAAUGCCAUCAUGACCAUGGAGCUGCGGAAUUACUUUUCUUUGUACUGCCUCCACCAGGAGACACAGCUAAUCCAUAUCUACCUGCCUCUCACUUCCCACAUCUUGGGAGCUUUUGUCAACUCCCAGAUCCAGGGCCAUAAAGAGAUGAGUAAAGUUUGGAAUGAACUGAAGCCAAAGUUGAGCUGCCUGUUUGUGGGACCCCACAACAUGCCAACACCACCAUUGUCACCCCCAGAGGGCAACUUCUUUGCCAAUUAA